Molecule: messenger RNA, 1147 nt
Organism: Columba livia (rock pigeon)
Lineage: Eukaryota; Metazoa; Chordata; Aves; Columbiformes; Columbidae
Gene: PTPRCAP
Product: protein tyrosine phosphatase receptor type C associated protein
Exons: 2
Coding region: 392-976 (194 amino acids)
Source: RefSeq, a predicted model, not a curated record
ACGGCUGCGGGGGGGACAGGAAGGCGCAGCGGUCACGGGUACCAGCUCACCCGCCUCGCGCAGGAAACGGGGGGACGCAGCACAAGCAGAUUGUCUGCAAGGGGAUGCCCCCCCUAAACAGCUCACUGGGGGGGCUCAGUGCUCCCAGGAUGGGGGGAGUGCUCCAGUGACCCCAGGGCUGUGAUGGGGAGCAGGGGACAGCUGGGGGUGGUCACAACGGGUCCCCACAGCUGGGAGUCCCCCUGGGUUUUCUGGGUUUGUCUCGGUAGGCGGGGGGGUGCAGCACCUCGCCUCCCCCCGCACUGAUACAUCCGCUGCGUGGGGGCAGGAAGUGUCGCAGGGGCCCCCCCGGCACCCGCCGCACCAGCACCCGCUUCGGCAGCACCCGCUGAUGGCGAGCACCCCAAAAUCGGGCAGGGCUGCGGCGGCGCUGGCACCGGUGCUGCUGGCAGUGGCCGGGCUGGUGGCAGCGGGGGAACCGGUGGGGACGCGCAACGACCGGGCGGUGGGGGCCCUGCUGGGGGUCCUGCUGUGCCUGGUGGUGGGUUUGGCGCUAGCCUGGCACCAUCUCUGCCGGCUCUCGGCCGGACGGUACCACCCCCGGCCCCUGGGCCACCGGGCGCUGGCAGUGCUGCGGGGACAGUGGCACCGGCUGCGGGGACAAGGUGACACCGCGGAGGAGGCUGGGGACAGGGAGCUGGCGACAGUGGCCACAAGGGAGGAGGAGGAAGAGCUGAUGCCCUGGAGCCAGGAGCGGCGGCCGCGGGAGGAAGAGGAGAAGCAGGAGGAGGAUGAGGAUGAGCAGGAGGAAGAGCAGGAGGAUGAAGAGGCUGAAGCCGCCCCUGAGGUCGGGGGGAGCCCCCCAAGUGGGGGGCAGGUGGCGGGGGGCAGCGCCGAGGCUCUGCUCAGUGACCUCCACGCCUUCUCGGGGACGGCAGCGUGGGGGGACGCACGGCCCCAUGUCACCGCCCUGUGACAUCACUGUCUGUGACAUCACUGCCUUGUGACAUCACCACCCUGUGACAUCACUGCCUUGUGACAUCACUGCCCUGUGACAUCACUGCCCUGUGACACCCCUCCCUGCCCGCCUCCUGAUUGGCUGCACGAGCCUUGAGACUGACCAAUUAAAAAAAAAGCUCUGCCCAUC